Messenger RNA from Amborella trichopoda, 1324 nucleotides. Its product is annotated as Golgi SNAP receptor complex member 1-2. Gene Ontology annotation, cellular component: Golgi membrane; SNARE complex; cis-Golgi network. Gene Ontology annotation, biological process: inter-Golgi cisterna vesicle-mediated transport; vesicle fusion; endoplasmic reticulum to Golgi vesicle-mediated transport. Lineage: Eukaryota; Viridiplantae; Streptophyta; Magnoliopsida; Amborellales; Amborellaceae. The record is from RefSeq and is a predicted model, not a curated record. Gene Ontology annotation, molecular function: SNAP receptor activity.
AGGGAGUUAUAGACCAACCGAACUUCAACUCCCUCACAUCUCUUCCCCCACUCUCUCUACUGCUCACCUCGUUACUUCUCAGAGCUUGCAAAGCAAUACGUGCCAUUGGAUUAAUGCUUCAUGAAUGGCGGAGAUGAGCUGGGAUGAUCUGAGAAAGGAAGCCCGCAGAUUAGAAGGAGACCUCGACGUUCGACUCUCUUCUUAUGCGAAACUUGGAGGUUACAUUGAUGGAAAAUCACUAACAGAUACACAUGGCCAAGAUAUUCAAUGGAAAUCCAUGGAAAUGGAAAUACAGGCUCUACUUGAGAAAUUGUUGGAUGUUAAUGAUACAAUGAGUCGAUGUGCAGCUGCUACAGUCCCAAGUAUUUCCAUGGGGCAAAAGCUUACAAGACAUAGAGAUAUUCUUCAUGAAUAUACUCAGGAAUUCAAACGUACGCAAGGAAAUAUAAUGUUAAUGUGGGAGCAUGCCGAGCUCCUUAAAUCAGUUCGUAAUGAUAUAAAUGAAUAUAAGGCAUCGACUACAUUAAAAUUAGCCCCGGGCCUUUUAAGAGAACGUGCUGCUAUACAUGGAAGUAUAAACCAGAUAGAGGAUGUAACCGAUCAAGCAGAAUCACUCAAAGGAGUAUUGACAGCGCAGAGAAAUGCAUUUACAAGUAUUCAAGGAAAAGUGAAGCAAUUGAGUGAUAGAUUUCCAGUGAUCCGUGGACUCCUAGGAGCUAUCAAGCGGAAGAGAUCUAAGGACACACUUAUUCUAUCAGCUGUUAUUGCCGGAUGUACAUUAUUUCUUCUUAUAUAUUGGUUGUCAAAGGAAUAAUUGAGGAGAUUAUUUCUAUUUAAGUACUUGCUUCUUGCAACAGCAUUUCGCUAAGUGAUCAGUCAGGAUGCGCAAGCUUGUGGUCCACCGCUCCAGUAAAUUUUAUGCAAUUAGGGGACAGACCCUGCAAUUGUAUGUGCUGAUCUGUGGGUGCACAUGUAGAGGGCAUAUGCUUUGAAUACUAAAAUUGUCUCUUCUAACAGGAUGAGGAAUCUGCCGCCAGGCUUCCAGUUAUUCCAAGAUAUUUUUAUUGUGAACUGGCUUCAACUGCUGAAAUCUGGAUGGUAUUUUAGUUCCUGAUGGAUGCGGUAGUUAUUUUAUUCUCUGUAUAUUACUUUUUAGACUUCUUUCUGUUAUGGAGCAUAUAACUACCCAAGGAAGUUUAUCUGUAUAUCCUGUGCUUGGGCAUUUUAUUUUGUGUGUCAAGAGCGCUAGUCCAUUAGGAGGUUUCAGUAACUAUGUUUCUAUUGUUGCAAACGCUUCCUGUUAAAUCGGAUUUUGCAACUGCCA